Messenger RNA from Eurypyga helias (sunbittern), 536 nucleotides. RefSeq names its product maternal embryonic leucine zipper kinase-like. The transcript is spliced from 4 exons. The annotation marks the transcript as partial. NCBI's taxonomy places the organism in Eukaryota, Metazoa, Chordata, Aves, Eurypygiformes, Eurypygidae. The record is from RefSeq and is a predicted model, not a curated record.
GGAGCCAGGUCAAUACAGUCACCCCAAUUCAGAAAUCCACAAACACAGAUGAACUGACAGCAGCUGAGGUUAUUCUUGAAAGAAGGUGUCAUUCAGUGGAAUUAGAUCUUGACCUAGCUCAUGUGGGCAGAAGUCAAAAGAAGAGAAAAGCCAAAAUAUUUGGAAAUCUUGAGAGACGCCUAGAUAAAGUGAUUACAAUGCUCACGCCAAGCAAAAAGAAACGAUCGACUAGAGAUCGUCCAAGGAAACUUAAGGCACACUGUAAUGUCACCACCACUCAGCUACUGAAUCCAGACCAGCUGUUGAAUGAAAUGGUUACUGUUCUUUCAAAGAAGCAUGUGGAAUAUGUUCAGAAGGGUUACACCCUGAAAUGUCAAACACGGUCAGAUUUUGGCAAAGUAACUAUGGAAUUUGACUUGGAAGUGUGCCAACUCAGUAAACCUGAAGUAGUGGGUAUCCGACGACAACGGCUUAAAGGUGAUGCCUGGGUCUACAAGAGGCUGGUGGAAGACAUCUUAUCUAGCUGCCAAGUGUGA